Messenger RNA from Mizuhopecten yessoensis (Yesso scallop), 2942 nucleotides. Its product is annotated as sodium-dependent glucose transporter 1A-like. Bases 336 to 1922 code for a protein of 528 amino acids. The transcript has 4 exons. The record is from RefSeq and is a predicted model, not a curated record. Lineage: Eukaryota; Metazoa; Mollusca; Bivalvia; Pectinida; Pectinidae. Gene Ontology annotation, biological process: transmembrane transport.
CCAUAUUACAGAAGGGGCUUAUUGAUAUGCGAGAUGGAAAAAAGCAAGAUAUCAAAUGGUAAACGUCUUCACCAAAUAGUGUAAUAUAUGACGUUAAGAGUAUAGGACACUUUGCUCACGUCCUGGGUAUCAGCAGUUUAGUCAGUGUAAACUAACCAAUCGUUAUAAACAGGUAACCGUGACAUUUAACAGUGUACACACGGACACAACACGAGGCCUACAACAAAGGAGGUUCGUCCUGUGUGAACGGAUCACUGUGGCAUACAAAGAAAGGAGAAGGUUAACGCUUGGACAGGAUACUGCACAGCGGUUUAUUCUGCUUAUGAACGACGAAAAUGGAAACAAAAACGGAACUAGAGAAAGGUCAUCAAAUACCAAAUGAUGAUGUCAGCAUAGACAACAGUAUUCCAUCCGAGAUACUUAGCAAUGACCUUGAAGAGUGUGUGAAAGACGAACAAGAGGAUAGUAAGACAGGUACAACGGACGAUGGAACUUCGUGCAUGGUAUCCUUUCAACGUACUCGGAGAAAAUUCAAGACCAGCAGCCUAUUCCGCCGGAAAAUUAUGUAUACUAUUUGCCUUUUCUUUUGUAAAUUUAUCCAUGGAUGGGGUAAAGGACUGUUUGGACCAUCCUAUAUAGACAUUCGAAUGAUAAGUGGAACAGAUCUUGAUCAAGGGGCCUGGAUUCUAACGUCGAAUUUAAUUGGUUUCGCCUUAGGAUCGAUUUUACAGGGAGUUCUGUACGGUCGAGCUAACAACAAGUUGACGUUUGGAAUGGCCAUAUGUGUGUACUGUGUUGCUACUGCCUUCGUGCCUUGGUGCAAAAUGUUCGAAACCAUGGUUUUUGCACAUGCUGUCAUUGGUCUAAUGCAGGGGAUAUUAGCAUCAGGUACUGCGACGGAUAUCAUCAGAUUAUGGGGAAAGGAGAGUCGCGUGGUAUUCCUAGGGAGUCAGCUGAUGAUGGCCUUCGGGAGUGCUGUCUCUCCUCUUGUUGUCACCCCAUUUCUAAUCGAACUACCGCAAGAAAUUGUGAAUAUAUCGUCGUCGACGCCAUUAUAUACAAUAGACAAUAAUUUUACGGAUGAACUUAGUUCACCAUCAGUCUCACAAAGCAAGGAAUCUCAAAUUUACAUACCUUUCUCAAUCACAGCGGUACUGUCUCUUUUGUCCGGCAUUUUCUUUUUCGUGAUGUAUGCUAAAUAUGACAGAAAGCAAAUCAAUCGACUGAUGAGUAAUUCUGAUGAUUCCGAAAGCCAACGAAAGGUUCCGAAAAACGUCAAACUUUUUAUUCUCUCCAUGUUUGGCUCAAUAUUAUUCAUAUUCAACGGAGUUGAUGAAGUUUUUACUGGGUUUCUAGCCACUUACUGUGUCCAGUUUUUCCAUUGGUCCAAAAAGGAAGGGGCUUUACUUACAUUUGUUUUCUUUGUUCUAAUCUUCAUUUCACGUAUAUUUGGUAUAGCAAUCGAAAAGUGGAUGAAUACCGUUAUAUUUACAGUGGUGAACUUUGUACUAUUGUGUCUGUCGGUGCUGGGAAUGCUGCUGAUAUCGCUCUAUAAGUUUGAUACUUUAGCUUGGUUCUUUGCUCCUUUGUUUGGGUUUGUAAAGUCGUGCCUCUUUCCCCUGACAUUCAGCUGGACCAAUGAUUAUAUCACACCUGUGACAGGUAGGAUAUCGUCCUUUUAUUACACAACGAUGAUGUUAGGUGGCGCUCUCAAUCCGGUGUUACUUGGACAUCUGAUGGAACAUGAAAGACUAAUAUGGUUCUGUUAUGUGUUGCUCAUCGAAUCAUGUCUCAUCCUCUUCUUCCUCGCCAUCCUCGUCGCUGCUACCAGAUACGUUGUUCGACGUUUUGGACGCGCUUGUAAUAAGACUACUGAUAAACAAAGCGAACAUUUGCAAGAAAAUCGAUCAGAUGCUGUUUAAUAAUACAGUAAAUCAUAUUCAGUUAAAGAGUAUCGGUGAGUUACGAGGGAGGGCUCCAAUAAGUUAUACAUUUUUCUGACAUUGGGUUGCUUGCCAAUUUACAGCAGGAAAAUGUAAGACACCGAAAAAAUAUAUAUUUGCUGUACAAAAUGUAUUUCCUGUAACUACAGUUAUUUUUAUUAUUACCUGUAUAUUGAAUAAAACAUGAAAAUAGCUUACAAAUCUGAUAUACAGUUAAACAAAUGGCGAGGCUCUCUACCUAAAACCGUUAACAUAGUCACAAAUAGUUUAUGCAAGAACACAAAGUUUCGAUAUUGCAUAGAAUUCGUGAUUUAUCUAAUCAUCAUCCACAACAAAUUAACACCACAGAAUAUGAAAAAUAUUUGUUUAUCAAAGAUCGUGCUAAGAAAUUACGUCCAGUUGUUACAUGAACAAGACAGAAUAUAUUAUAUAUAUAUGUUGUAUGUGUGAUAUGUAAAGUUAAAUCAAACUUUUACUUUAUACAGACAAUGCAUGCAGUAAACGUGUCACAACGUUUCAAGACCAACUGAUCCCUUUGUCAUAGUUUGACAAAGAGACCAGUCGGUCUUAAAACGUUGUGACAAGUUUAUUACGUACAUUGUUUGUGUAGAAGGUAAAACUGUGAUAUAACAUAUUUCCAAACUGAAGAUAUGUAAAAUUAUUCUUAAUGCAAGCUGUAAGUUCGCCUUGUUUUCUUUAUCAAAUAUCUUGUUGCAAAUAAAUAUAUAUAUACUGAAUAAUCAUUUAAUGAAAUCCCCGGCAAUACUAAUGCCGGUCAAGUAUACACAGCCCAUAGAUUGAAACCAAACAGAGAAAAUCUUCCUGUGAGGUUUCUCUUACUUAUAGGACGACGAUUUGGCGUACAAAUCGUUGGUUGUAUAUCGGGUUAUAAAGAAGGGAAAAUGGUAUAUUUCUCUAUUAGAGUGCGUAUUUAUAAAUAUAUAUGCAUUAUACUGUCAUAUUCUGUGAUGAUUUGCAUAAACAAAAUUAAAAUGUCUA